AUGGAGAGUCUUUUCAACCAUCCUCUGGGCUUAGUGUCCUACUUUCCUCGAGUAAUCCAGUUCAUCAGCUCCGUGAUCGUCCUUGGAAUCACUGCUUGGGCUGUGCAGGAGACGAAAAAUCUUACGGUCAUUUAUAGUUUGGUUAUUUCUGUCCUUAGCCUCGUUGUCGCCUCUGCGGCGCUUCUUUUCAGCUGUAUGAUCAAGCGCCAGAGAUGGCACAUCUGGCCGAUACUGAUCACUGACGGAGUGAUGUCCUACUUAUGGCUCGUUGCCUUUGUGUUUUUGGCGCAGAACUUCAACGCUGUGAGCUGCCGUGUCAUUCUGUGGAAUGGGUUGACGGCUUGCAGCCGAAAAUAUGCCGCAGAGGCAUUUAGCUUCAUCGCAUUUUUCUGUGCUCUGGUGGCACUCGGUCUCGAUAUAGGAUACAUCUACUGGGCAAAGCCAAAGAUCUCAGCCCCGAUGCAGGAACGGGGGCGCGAGGAUCAGUUGGGCCAGAACCUGGCGAAUGCCGGGGUGAUGUAG
Messenger RNA from Aspergillus aculeatus ATCC 16872, 522 nucleotides. Its product is annotated as MARVEL domain-containing protein. Gene Ontology annotation, cellular component: membrane. The transcript is spliced from 4 exons. The record is from RefSeq and is a predicted model, not a curated record. NCBI's taxonomy places the organism in Eukaryota, Fungi, Ascomycota, Eurotiomycetes, Eurotiales, Aspergillaceae. Bases 1 to 522 code for a protein of 173 amino acids.